This is a messenger RNA of Pseudocercospora fijiensis CIRAD86, 2277 nucleotides long. RefSeq lists its product as uncharacterized. The transcript has a single exon. Bases 1 to 2277 code for a protein of 758 amino acids. NCBI's taxonomy places the organism in Eukaryota, Fungi, Ascomycota, Dothideomycetes, Mycosphaerellales, Mycosphaerellaceae. The record is from RefSeq and is a predicted model, not a curated record.
AUGGCAGACCGAAAGCGCCGUUUAUCAACACACCCUGAAGAAUCAAAAAGUGCAAAGCGACAAGCAUCUGAUGCGCAGCAGUACCUGCCUCAGGUCAAAUCGCAAGUCCUUAGUGCUCCAGAUCUGGGCGCUGCUCUCGUCAAUGCAACCCGAACACCAAGAAACCAGACAAAUGCUAUUGCAAGGUCAAGUCCAAGAUGGGACUCCAAGUUGCGUGCGGAUAUUCGUCAGGCGGCUCAAUCCAAGCCUCGCUUCUUGUUUCGAGCUAUCUUGGUAAACAGCGAAGACUUGGCGGAGUUCUCAGAUGAUGGUGAGCUCGUGCCGAGCAUAGUCGGCCAGUACGACGAGACCAUCGAGGACUUCUAUUCUAAUCCAUUAGAAGACAUGACGGAGAUCUGGUAUUGCAAUCCCGCCUAUGAAGCCUACUUCACGAAAUGGACACCGUCGAUGUUCAAAGCAAUCUCAAAGGCCUUGUAUAUGCUCAAAGCAGAUGGCGCUGGCUACGACGUUCACUUGGCCACUCUGGACACCAAGCGGUUAUCGUCAAGCAAUCUCACUGUCGGCCGAGCUGCUCUCCAAAAUGCGUUCAGUGGUUAUCUAGCUGGCAUCCCGGUUAGCUCAUCUUCUGCAUACCUGGUGUAUGGCAUCAUCAGUCAAGAAGCCUUCUGUACUAGACCCCUCAAAGCACUGAACAACAAACAUGUCGCUUCUGGGCUGGGUUACAAACUUCAUCACCGGCCACUUAACAUUCUCAAAACUUCACUGCACAACGCGAGUCCAACCUUGGUUAUAGACAUUGCAAGAGAGUUUGGCAAAGUCUUUGAUGGUGAUGGCUUUGCGCUACCGGCCACCGUCAUGGCUAUUGCUACGCUUUGCCACGACCGAGAUUCAUCGUGGCCCGAUGAGGAGAGCCUCUCGGCAGAGAUCGUGACGGCUUUGCAGGAUUUUCCCAUUCAGUCUGACUGGAAGCACGAUUCGGCCAUAAUGACAAUGGAAACGCAUACCUUUGAUCAAGCAGCUGACCGCGGACUGAGAUUGCUACGCGCACUAGCAGACCGGCGCGCUAUGGGACAUGCUAUGAGAGCCCCGUCGGUGAAUGCAACGGAUCUUGAAAACUUGAGCCAUGGAAUAUUACAGGUCAAGUUGGCCGCCGACAUGGCUUUUGACCAAUCUGUUGCGACUCACGAUAGCACUUCUGACUACGAGCCUGUGUCUCCUUCAUCAAUCGUUCCUGAGGAAUUUCAGUAUACACGCGAUGAUCCGGCUGAAAUCGCGAAACUUUUACCCGCGGGUUCCAUGGAUGACGAGACCAAACGACAUCUACUGAAGGCGCAGAAGUAUACUCCUCGCUACUUGUUCAGAGGAUGGAACAAUGGCUACAGACCAUCAGGUGGCCACAGAGGUUUGAAUACGGUCGAUGCAAUCACCCCCCUUGCGUAUCUCAAGGACCGUGAGGCUGGUACAUCAAGUAUCUACAAUCUGUCGCGAGAUCAGCUAAGAACCAUGUGCUUUCGGCAUCUGGGAUCAGAUAGGACCGCCUCAUUCAAGACCGAGCUGUCAUCCUGGGCAUCCUCGCUGCGGGUUGCCAUGUUAUACUCAAGAGGUCAGCCUGAUUCCUACAUCAGCAUCAUCGACACCAGGGCGCUUCAGGAGCAGAACAUCAUCGUUCAUGUUCCGCAGCUUGGUUUUUUGCUGUUUCCGGGAUCGGACGGCAUCUACUAUCCUGAGGAAUACCUGGCCCACGGAGUUAUCGAGGGGUCUGCUCAUAAGGCCGUGCCACUAGAAGCGUUCACCAAGAUUGGCAUAUGUCAGACUUCUCCCUGGCUUGGAAUCUCGCACAUCACGGCCCAAGAAAUCAUCUAUGCCAAGACUGUAGCAGAUCAAUAUGGCCCAAGAUUUGGUACAGCAGUACUGAUAGCCAUACUUUGCACCGCGGAGCGGAGUUCGGAUCUUUGGAAGAGUGGAAUUGCUCCUCGAGAUCUAACACUCAUCGCUUCAGCUAUCAGUGCGUACAAAGUCCCGCAGCGACUGUGCGCCGAUGAUACGAUCUUGAAGGACCUGGUUUAUACUAAAGGUUUCAGUGAUGUGGAGCAAAUGAUUCGCCUGCUGCGUGCGGUCGUCGACUGGCGCCACGGUAAAGGUGCUCGUGGCCGGAAGCAAAUCGCCAAGUGGGAGGAUUCAGCUUCGCUGCUGUCAAGACCUUCCGCUGAUGCUGAGGAGGAUGCACCACCGAAAGAGCAUCGCAAGAGACGUUCAAUGAGGCGCUCACGGAAGUAG